This is a messenger RNA of Eimeria tenella, 1299 nucleotides long. RefSeq lists its product as uncharacterized. Lineage: Eukaryota; Apicomplexa; Conoidasida; Eucoccidiorida; Eimeriidae. The transcript has 3 exons. Bases 1 to 1299 code for a protein of 432 amino acids. The record is from RefSeq and is a predicted model, not a curated record.
AUGCGCAAAGCUUCUUUCCCAACCUCACCAUCACAGCCGCGCUUUACUAACCGCAAACCAUCCGCUCCACCCUCACCAACACAACUGACGCCUCAACUACGCACUUGCUCUGACGCCUCAACUACGCACUUGCUGCACGCCCAUAAACAAUGCCUACACUCCCUUCGUCGAGCUCUCCGCAACAUUCCACAAACCCAACCACCUCUCAUCACGCCUAACUCCUGCCCCUUCCUUUCCCAACGAACUGCCGUCCAACCACGCACCCAUCUGCUCCUUCCACCCAACUCAAAUUACCCAUACGCAACGCUUCUCUCCCAACCACACCAUCACACUCACACGUCUACUAACCACCAACCAUCCACUCCACCCUCACAAACACAGCUGACGCCUCAACUACGCACUUGCUGCACGCCCAUAAACAAUGCCUACACUCCCUUCGUCGAGCUCUCCGCAACAUUCCACAAACCCAACCACCUCUCAUCACGCCUAACUCCUGCCCCUUCCUUUCCCAACGAACCUCCCGCCAGCAUUCGUCUCGCCGACCUCUUCGCAACAUUCCACAAACCCAACCACCUCUCAUCACGCCUAACUCCUGCCCCUUCCUUUCCCAACGAACUGCCGUCCAACCACGCACCCAUCUGCUCCUUCCACCCAACUCAAAUUACCCAUACGCAACGCUUCUCUCCCAACCACACCAUCACGCUCAACCUUCUGCUAACCGCAAACCAUCCACUCCACCCUCACCAACACAACUCUCGACACGCCUACGUACUUCCUGAACGCCCUAUAAUAGACCAGCAUUCGUCUCGCCGACCUCUUCGCAACAUUCCACAAACCCAACCACCUCUCAUCACGCCUAACUCCUGCCCCUUCCUUUCCCAACGAACUGCCGUCCAACCACGCACCCAUCUGCUCCUUACACCCAACCGGAAUAACCUAUGCGCAAAGCUUCUUUCCCAACCUCACCAUCACAGCCGCGCAUUUACUAAUCGCAAACCAUCCACUGCACCCUCACAAACACAGCUGACGCCUCAACUACGCACUUGCUGCACGCCCAUAAACAAUGCCUACACUCCCUUCAUCGAGCUCUCCGCAACAUUCCACAAACCCAACCACCUCUCAUCACGCCUAACUCCUGCCCCUUCCUUUCCCAACGAACUGCCGUCCAACCACGCACCCAUCUGCUCCUUACACUCAACUCAAAUUACCCAUACGCAACGCUUCUCUCCCAACCACACCAUCACCCUCACACUUCUACUAACCACCAACCAUCCACUGCACCCUCACAAACACAGCUGA